UAAACUUAAAUCCAAGCACAAUAGUUGGGGAACAAUGGAGGAAAACACAAGCCAGCCAAUAUAAACCUCACAAACCUUACUAAGAACCCUAAAAUUUAGCUUUAAAUUAAAUUAUUGAGCACUGUGACAUAGGGAAUCUUACAUCAAUCUUACAUGGCGACGAUACAGAUGCCAAUCACGCUAAUAAAAACAAAAAGAUCAGUUCAAUCUGAAUAUAGUAUAUGGGAGAACUAAAUUGAAUCUUAUAUACCUCAGAGAUAUAUUGAAUAUCGUCUCUAAAGAUUUCUAGAGGGGAAUUCUGUGUGAUUCGGGCAUUUUUCUCUAUAGCAGGCAGCACUUGCAGAUUUCUGGAGACAUCGGUAAGCUUUAUACGGCCUAUAAUUACUGUAGCGUGUGGGAUUUUGCUUAUUUCAGUGAUUUGUGUGCUUGAGCUGAGUAUUUGCUCAGAACAAUGAUUUGAAAUAAAUUUCAUUGUCUGUCGAAAUUUGGGUUCACUGCAAACGCAGAGUUUUGAUAUUCAGUCGAGUAUCAGCAAAUUUUUGGUUACACUGCAAAAAUAGUGGCUGUACAAUUUAGGGUAUACUGGGAAAACCGAAACCAGAUCUACAGCAAGAGUUAUGGCUUCUUAUAUGCUAUCUGUAGGUAAAGAAAUUGCUGGUAACCCGGGCAAUUUGAUGAGCUCUGUAGUGCCCUUAUUGAAACUUUUAUGCCUGAGUAGCAUAGGGCUAGUACUUGCACAUCCUAAAAUGAAAUUGAUCCCCAGAGAGACCUUUGAACUUCUGAGCAAGCUUGUGUUUGCCCUGUUUCUCCCCUGCCUGAUCUUCACAGAGCUGGGGAAAUCAGUCACCUUGGAGAAUAUGAGAGAAUGGUGGUUUAUCCCAGUUAAUGUUAUGAUUAGCACAGCAAUAGGGUGCAUUUUGGGCUACUUGGUAGCUCUGAUAUGCAGGCCACCUCCUCAGUUUUUUAGGUUCACUGUUGUAAUGACAGGAUUUGGAAACACAGGAAACCUUCCAAUUGCCAUAAUUGGAUCUGUCUGUCAUACUAAUGACCACCCAUUUGGUCAACACUGUAAUACAACAGGAGUUGCUUAUGUUUCCUUUGCACAAUGGGUUGCUGUGAUUUUGGUCUACACCUUUGUGUACCACAUGUUGGAGCCUCCUGAGGAGUUUUAUGAGAUUGUUCCCGAGGAUGGGGAGAUUGAGAGAGAGGAGAUUAGCGAUGCCACCGUGCCUCUGCUCUUUGAAGCUGAGUGGCCCGGCAUGCAUCACAAGGAGACAGAGCAUUGUAAAACCCCUUUCAUUGCUAGGAUAUUUAGGAGCAUGUCUGGAAACGUGGAGUAUAAUUCUGCAGAGCUGGGUCGUCAUGAGGAGGAGGGGCUUGCAGAAGGUGGUAGCCCUAAAUCUGUGAGGUGUUUGAUGGAGCCGAAGGUAGUGAGAAAGGUCAGGAUUGUGGCAGAGAGGACUCCAAUACAACAUAUUCUUCAACCACCAACUAUAGCAUCCCUGUUGGCCAUUAUAGUAGGCAUGGUUCCCCAGCUUAGAUCCUUUUUGUUUCAGGAAGAUGCCCCUCUUUCCUUCUUUACAGAUAGCCUUCAGAUUAUGGCAGCUGCUAUGGUGCCCUCUGUGAUGCUGGUUCUUGGAGGAUUAUUUGCUGAAGGCCCAGUUAAGUCAGAGCUUGGAAUCAGGACUACAAUUGGUAUUAUUUUCACUAGGCUUGUGCUUCUUCCAAUUGUUGGUAUUGGUGUGGUGGCGUUGGCUGGGAAGCUGAAUAUCGUUGUUAGUGGAGAUAAGAUGUUUACCUUUGUGCUUCUUUUGCAAUACACUACACCAAGUGCAAUCUUGCUUGGGGCAAUGGCUAGCUUACGGGGUUAUGGACCAAAGGAAGCCUCUGCACUUUUGUUCUGGCAACACAUCUUUGCUUUGUUUUCUCUUUCAAUUUAUGUGACAGUCUAUUUCAAAUUAUUGAAUUUUGUGUAGCAACUGUUGCAGAGUUUUUCUACCUAAAAAAAAAUAUUUUCUGUAACUUUAUGUGAAUUUGAUUGAUACCAGCAAAGCGUGUGAUCCACUCUUUCAUUUUGCUGGUGAAGGUUCAAAUUGUGUUGUUGGUCACUAGUGGCUUUGUUUCUUUUGAGUUGCAGUUUCUUUCUUCUGUAGAUUUAGCCAGUUAUAUUUUCGUUAGAUUCAAACUAAUAAUAAUUGAUGCUAUUGUAGUUUCUGGUACUUUUGGAGUGAAACUCCAUACAAAAUGUUUGCAAAUAUAUUGCUUUUAAUGAACUUCAGAUAUUCUUAUGGUUUUCUUUCUUAUAA
This is a messenger RNA of Cryptomeria japonica (Japanese cedar), 2306 nucleotides long. RefSeq names its product protein PIN-LIKES 2. The record is from RefSeq and is a predicted model, not a curated record. The transcript has a single exon. NCBI's taxonomy places the organism in Eukaryota, Viridiplantae, Streptophyta, Pinopsida, Cupressales, Cupressaceae. Gene Ontology annotation, cellular component: membrane. The coding region runs from base 618 to 1976 and encodes 452 amino acids. Gene Ontology annotation, biological process: endoplasmic reticulum to cytosol auxin transport.